UUAGACAAAUUUAGCAAAUUUCCUCGUUCCUAACCAAAACAUUCAUCAAUCAACCGGCACCCUUUUUGUGAUUACGUGUCAUUCACUUAUUGGCUCACAUUUUCACCGGCUCUAUUCAUCUCCGCAGAGAUUUUGUUCCCUGCGGUCCUCUUUUUCCUUCUUUAAAGUCAAAACCCAAAACCCUCCAUCAAACAAUGCAUCUCUUUUGGUUUUGUCUUAAGGCCGACGAAUCCUUCAAAUUUCCACCCCACGCGCACUAUAUGGCGCGUGGACGCGUGGAAAACAUCUUUCUUCUCCGUUUUAUAUCCAUCUCAAAACUUAAGAUACCCAAAAACAACGCUCCACCUGCUGCUGUCUUCUUCAAUUCGACACCUGAUGAAUCAAAAAGAUCGUAGCUGCUCAUUCCUUCGAUUUUUCAGGCAGAACCAUGGACUUCCAUGCGUGGCAAAGGGAAAGGCAUACUUACUUCUUUUCUUUCUCUGUUUCGUCGUCUCGUUGUCAACCGCGCAAACCCAAACGAUCCCAGCUCCGCCGCCACCAUCCAAUUUCAACGAGUCGAGUGGACCCAGUUUCAACCCUUUAAUGGCGGUUGUAAUGGUGGUUUUGGUGGCGGCGUUUUUUUUCAUGGGAUUUUUUUCCGUUUACAUCAGACAAUGCGCAGAUAGAAGGAGGCGUGGCGGGAUCCGGGAUGCCUCCAUUAAUGUCGGGAGGCGGUCGAUGAGAUUGACCCGUGGGCUUGACGGGUCGGUGAUCGAGUCUUUCCCGACGUUUCUUUACUCGACGGUCAAAGGACUCAAGAUCGGAAAAGGCACGCUCGAGUGCGCCGUUUGCUUAAACGAGUUUGAAGACGACGAAACACUGCGUCUGAUUCCUAAAUGUAACCACGUGUUUCAUCCUGAUUGCAUCGACACUUGGCUCUCUUCUCAUUCCACGUGUCCCGUUUGCCGCGCAAAUUUGGCUCCAAAGCCCGGUGAGAACAUCUCCUGCGCCACUGUCCAAGUAAACGAUUCGAACUCUGAGCCCGAAAACCGACCCGACAACAAUUCUGACGAUGAAACGAGCGUUAUUGAGGUUGUUAAUCAGACGAGAGACAUAGAAUCGCGGGGUGUGAAUUUAAUAAAUUCAAACACGGCGAUUUAUCAGAAUAGGCAGCCUAGAUCACGAUCGACGGGGUGGAGGUUGACCCGGUUCUUUCCGCGCUCUCACUCGACGGGUCACUCGCUGGUACAGCCAGGUGAGAAUUGCGAACGGUUUACACUAAGGUUGCCGGAUGAUGUAAGGAGCCAGUUGAUUAAGUCAAGCUUGAGCCGUUCGAAGAGCUGCGUGGCGUUCCCAAGAGCGACGAGUUUGAGGAGGGGUUACAGGAGUAGGAGUUUAGGGAGGAAUAAUUUUAACUACGAGAGGUUCGACCGGUCGGAUCGGUGGGGGUUCACUAUGAUUCCUCCAUUUUUUUCUAGGACCGGAUCGGUUAGAUCACCAAAACCGGUGAUUGGUGGUGGUGAUGAGGAAUUGGGUACUCCGCCGAAGGGUUCGUUUAUUGGAGGGGAGGAUAAUGUAGGAGAACAAUCAUCGGAGAGGCUCCGCCCUGAAUGCCAAGUUUAGUAAUUUGUGGUUCACUGUUUUUUUUUUUUUAAGUGGUUUUGAGGUUUGACCAACUGAAUUUACCUGUACAUUGGUUUUAUUUUUAUUUUUGUUCAUUUGUUUUAUUUAUUUUGAUUUUUCUUACGUAUAGCUUGAAGGUUAAAAAAAAAAGGGUUUAUGAAUGGCUACUUUAUCAUACGAAAAAUACCAAAUACCUAUACUUGGACGGCAAAUGGUUAAAGAAAUUUCCAAAAUUUAUGUAUAUAAAUAUUUUUUUUUGUUGCAUCUGAACAUUUAGCUAAAGUUGAUGUAUGAUUUUCUUGUUCAAAAGAGAAUCCUUUCAAUUUCAACUCAAAAAAAAAAAAAAAAACCUCUAUCGUUGCUAGACUUGUUGCAGCGUGAUUUUGUGCUGAUUUUUUAUACCAAUAUGU
Molecule: messenger RNA, 2012 nt
Organism: Durio zibethinus
Lineage: Eukaryota; Viridiplantae; Streptophyta; Magnoliopsida; Malvales; Malvaceae
Source: RefSeq, a predicted model, not a curated record